Molecule: messenger RNA, 204 nt
Organism: Blastomyces dermatitidis ER-3
Lineage: Eukaryota; Fungi; Ascomycota; Eurotiomycetes; Onygenales; Ajellomycetaceae
Exons: 1
Coding region: 1-204 (67 amino acids)
Source: RefSeq, a predicted model, not a curated record
AUGCCUUUGGGCCCCAAAGUUCGCCGCCCAUCUCCACUCACUUUGGCAGUGGAUGGUGAGUUGUCUGUCAGCAAACCUCACUCCGCCUCAUCGAAGUACAACAGACCUGAUGCUAGGCCUCGGAAGUUUGGUUCUGAUAUGCUUGAGAGUAAUGAACGCUGGCAAAAGAUCAUGUUUGCGAGGGAGUGGGUUAUGCAGGAGUAA